GAAAGCCGGGCUAUGGCGGCGGUCGUAGUUUCGCGGUGCUGUUCGUUUGCGCUGCUGGAGCCGGUGCACGGUGUCAGUAUGGGGGAGACUGCGCCCCCGGUCGUUUAUAAACGUUUCAUCUGCUCUUUCGCCGAUUGUAAUGCCGCGUACAAUAAGAACUGGAAGCUGCUGGCCCAUCUGUGCAAACACACGGGGGAGAAACCUUUUCCUUGCACGUAUGAAGGCUGCGAUAAAGGCUUCACGUCCUUGUUCCACCUGAACCGCCAUAUUCUGACUCACACCGGAGAAAAACCUUUCAAGUGUGAUGCAGAAAACUGCAGCUUGUCCUUUACCACGCCAUCAAACAUGAGGAAACACUUUAAAAGGGCUCACGCUUCUCCAGCUCAGGUCUAUGUGUGUUAUGUUGCAGACUGUGGCAAAGAGUUCAAGAAACAUAACCAGCUCAAGAUCCAUCAGUAUAUACACACAAACCAGCAACCUUUCAAAUGCACUCAUGAGGGAUGUGAUAAAAGAUAUUCUUCACCUUCACAUCUCAAACGCCAUGAGAAAACUCAUGCAGGGUAUCGAUGCCAGAAGGACAGUGCUUGUCCAUUUGUAGGAAAGACCUGGUCGGAGUACCUAAAACACGCUGCAAACGUUCACUCAGACGUUACUUGUAGUGUCUGCAAUCGAACAUUCAAGAACAAAGGAAACCUGAAGGAUCACAAGCAAGUCCACAAAGGAGAGAGAAUUGUCUUUUGUUGUCCACGAGAAAACUGCGACAGAUCAUAUACUACAAAAUUCAACCUCAGAAACCAUAUCCUAGCAUUUCACGAAGGUGUGCGACAAUUUGUUUGUGAACAUGAAGGCUGUGGAAAAACCUUUGUGAUGAGGCAAAGCUUGGACAGGCAUGUCAAUACCCACAACCCAGAGAAGAAAAAGAUGGUAAAGGUGAAACCGCCACGACCUGUAAGAAGCCUUGCUUCUCGCCUUUCUGGAUACAAGCCCAAGAGUUCAUCCAAGAAGAAGAAGAAAUCCUCUUCCAAAACUCCUGCCCUAGAGUCUAUAAAGAAACCACCUGAUGUCAGCCGACUAGACUCUCUAUUAGUAUUGGAAAAUCUGAGCCUUUAAAUAACUGCAGUGUCUUGUACACUAACAGAGUAUGUAUUAUGUUAAUAUUUCUGUUACACACAUGUAAAUCUUGUUUAUUCUUCCUGGAAAAGGAAAUUUUUUUGCUUUUGUUCUAUGCAGUUGCUUUAGUCAUGUACUUUUGACAGAAUGCUUGUAGAGAUUUAAAGGACCAGUUGAACUUUAUGUAAGAUCAUGUAUUAAAGAGAAGCAAAUGUAAAGUGCUGUAACCUUCUUAGACU
Molecule: messenger RNA, 1349 nt
Organism: Hyla sarda
Lineage: Eukaryota; Metazoa; Chordata; Amphibia; Anura; Hylidae
Gene: GTF3A
Product: general transcription factor IIIA
Exons: 9
Coding region: 13-1110 (365 amino acids)
Cellular component (GO): nucleus
Source: RefSeq, a predicted model, not a curated record